GCUGAGUGAUUCAUUUCGCCGGUAACAUGCAAACAAACAGGCCCGUGGAUUUGCGGACCAGUGUAAAUUCGAUUAAAUCGAAGGUCUAAUUUUGGAAAUUGUUUUUACUUCGGAUCUAGCGUUAUCUCCAAACGAUGAUAAUGUUUUGAGUGUCUACAUACACGAAAGGAGGAGAAAGCGAUGAUCCGCAAUAUGAUGGUAGGCAGGCUACUGUACGUAUGCUGUCUGCAUAGCGCUCGUGCAUAGCCAGCCGGUUAUCGAUUUGUAUGUUAAUGACGAAAAUUCCCUUUGGAAAAUUUAUGUGUUGUUUUUGGACUGAUGUUGGGUUGUGCUAGGAGUGUGGGCUGAUUGUCGAGACCACACCCAUCAUAAUGUCCCGACCCCAGGGCCGUAGUCUACAUGGGUCGCACCACAAGGAAGAGCAGUAUGUUGGGCCAUACAAACUCGAGAAAACACUGGGCAAAGGACAGACAGGCUUGGUAAAACUUGGUGUUCAUUGUAUCUCUGGUAAAAGAGUGGCAAUCAAAAUUGUCAACCGAGAGAAGCUGAGUGAGUCUGUCCUGAUGAAGGUGGAAAGGGAAAUUGCAAUAAUGAAGCUUAUAGAACAUCCGCAUGUAUUGGGACUGUAUAAUGUGUAUGAAAAUAAGAAAUACUUGUAUUUAAUAUUAGAGCAUGUAUCUGGUGGGGAGCUGUUUGACUACCUCGUGAAGAAGGGCCGUCUCACACCAAAAGAGGCACGGCGAUUCUUCAGACAAAUUAUUUCAGCGCUAGACUUUUGCCAUAGCCAUAACAUUUGUCACAGAGACCUGAAGCCAGAGAACCUGCUGUUAGAUGACAAGAACAACAUACGGGUAGCUGACUUUGGUAUGGCCUCGCUUCAGGUGGAGGGCUCUAUGCUGGAGACCAGUUGUGGGUCACCACAUUAUGCAUGUCCUGAAGUCAUAAGGGGCGAGAAGUACGACGGUCGAAAAGCCGAUGUCUGGAGCUGUGGUGUGAUACUUUACGCAUUGUUAGUUGGUGCGCUUCCAUUUGAUGAUGACAAUCUUAGGCAGCUUUUAGAAAAAGUUAAAAAAGGUGUGUUUCACAUUCCACAUUUUGUUCCUCCUGACUGUCAAAACUUAUUACGUGGGAUGAUAGAGGUGGACCCACAUAGAAGACUUACACUUGAAGAUAUUCAUCGCCAUCCAUGGGUCCUGGCGGAUAGUCAGGGCCAUUUAGAGUUAGAAUUACCUGUCGCCCAAAUUGUACAGACCUCCAUUAUCCCAACAAUAGCUGACCUUGACCCUGAUGUACUUUCUACCAUGAACUCACUGCAAUGCUUUAAAGAUAAAGACAAAUUAGUGGAAGAAUUGCUGAACUCAAAACAUAAUACAGAAAAGGUUGUGUAUUUUUUGCUAUUAGAUAGAAAAUUACGGAACCCCAGUGUAGAGGAUGAGCUGGAUAUACGAACUCGGUCAGAGUCCGGUAAGUUAGCUGCGGAUCCACCAAGAAAGAGAGUGGAUGCUGUCCAGCUAAAUGGUCAGCCGAGUAGGUUAUCCCUAGGAAGUAUUAGUGAAGGAUCUCCAGUUGCAUCUCGUAGAGCCCUGGCCGUUCAGCAAGUACGGAAGGCGAGUUUGACUGGCAGUCCCAGCUCCUCCCCCAUCGUGAGCCCACGCCUACCAGUGAGAGGUACCCCCUCCCACAGCCCAUCCGCCACACCUCCUGGUUCCCCUAGUAUACAGUCCACAGCCUGGAAGUCUCGGCUACACACCAUCAAAAAUAGUUUUCUCGGCUCACCACGCUUUCACAGGCGAAAAUUACAAGUGCCUACUGAAGAAAGUACAUUGUCUAUGACUCCUGACUCUUCCCCAGAGAUGACUAAGAAAUCGUGGUUUGGGGCCCUGAUGGGUGCUGAUCGCGAGGAGCAUCACUUCAUUAUGGCCCAAGACAAACAGCUGAGCCAGGUGAAGGCGGACCUCAUACAUGCAUUCCUCUCAACGGCAGACCUUUCUCACAAUGUGGUAUCCACGACAACCUUUCGUGCAGAGUACCGGCGGACAGGAAGCUCUUCUAUGUUCUCAAGAAAUGUUAGAUUUCAGGUGGAUAUCACGCCUGCAACUCACGGAGGCGGGCCAUCAGAGUGUAACAUGUUCUGUCUCACCUUCACCUUGAUAUCAGGUCCAUCACGUAGAUUCCGGCGGGUGUGUGAACACCUACAAAAUCUGAUGCUGGGGCCAAGGGGUGAUGCCCUCAAUCAGCGUAAAGUUAGCACAGACAGUACAUCAUCAUACACUUCAGAGACGGGCAUGUCUCCCACUCACAGCUGCUCAGCCAAGGAGAAUGGGGACGAUCAGGAGGUGUUUGACAGAAGGAUAUCCAAAACCCCUACACCUACCCGACGUGAAGUUCCACGUGUUAUUACCAAUGGCAAGCGUGUUUUAGUCGACCAUAAUGUGCGCAAAGAUAAAGUCUGACCAUGAUUUAAUUUCUUAGGACUUAAAUACAAUGCGUCUGUGUUCACACAGAUCAAUCAUCAAAUAAAUGUAAGCCAAAGGUCUGUUUACUAUUAUGUUGAAGGCCAUUGAAGAGAUUGUUUUAAGGGGUAAAGAAUAGUGAUCCAGAAAUCAAAAUAUUGGAAUCGUAACCAAUGACCGAAGUGGAUUUAUUAGUCAUGUAUCGGGUAUUCAUCAGAAACUACUGUCUGGCUGUACCAACCUCUAAUUUUAGUUGAGGGUGGACAGGUGGAAAAAGAAAGUUGUUUGAAGCUGACCUGGUCCAAGGACUGGUUAGAUUAUGUCGUGGUGCUGCAUAUGUUGUCUGUUCAUGGUAUCGAUUAAUUAAGAAUCACAACUAUUCAAGAACAAAUGAGCAGAUUUUCACUUAAUUCUGUCAGAAACAUCCUUGGAGGAAGGAGCUAGCAUUGUAAGAAAUUGUGAGUCUGGUGCCUAAAAUGCAGCUGGCUCCGUCGGAGGCAAUUAUGCUAAUUUAGCUUUAUAGGAAUAACAGGACUUUGUCAGUGUCAAGUAAUGGUUGGUGGAAGAGACCCAAUUUUGUGUAAAUGGUUGGUCUGACCUGAGGCCCAGAAUUCCUUCAAAAUGGCAUGAUGCAUUUUGAUUAAGGUUAGGGGUUAGAGUUAGGGUCUGAAGCGAUAUUUGGUAAAUUUUGUUUGUAGAAUUCUUGGGUGAGGGGAUAAAAAAAACCCAACAGGAAGCAGUGGAUUUGGGUCAAAUAGAAGACAUGAAAAUUAAUUAUUGAAAUAGUGAGUACUUUUCAAAAGAAUUUGCUUUGAAUCAUCUUUGUAGAUUUGACUCCCAUGCAUAAUGCUCAGAGAAAGAUCUCAGAAUGUUAGAAUAUUUUAAACAUAACUUAAAAGGUAGUGUUUUGUCAUGAUCAUUGAAAUAUCCAGGUGAGCAAUACUGGCCUUCGCGACCUCUUGUUAUCACCUACAACUAUGAGCCCUCAUUAACUGAUGUUCCAAGGUCAUUUGACAUCAGCAAAGAUGACCAUCUUCAAGAGGACCAAUCACACCUCUCAGGACCCAUCAAACAUUAUUCUGCAUGGAUUUUCAUUGACAGUUAUGAUUGAUGAUGUCAGUGUGAAGGAAACAUUGAAAGAUUUAAAUAUAUCAACACAUUUUUAAGUCUGCAUCAAUGGCUGUUAUAAGUUUCAAAGUAUGUAUGGAUCACAGGCAAUGUGUACUGGGGGAAAAUGUAGUGUGUAAAAGUAUAGUUGGGGAGGGACAUUACAAUUUUGGUUGUGACAAAGGAUGUUACAUGCAGUGUGUGAGGGAAUGGAUGACAUACAGGGUUUGAGGGAAUGGAUGACAUACAGAGUGUGAGGGAUAACAUACAGGGUGUGAGGGAAUGGAUAACAUACAGGGUGUGAGGGAACGAAUGACAUACAGGGUGUGAGGGAAUGGAUGACAUACAGGGUGUGAGGGAAUGGAUGACAUACAGGGGGAGGGGGAAUGGAUGACAUACAGGGUGUGAGGGAAUGGAUGACAUACAGUGUGUGAGGGAAUGGAUAACAUACAGGGUGUGAGGAUAACAUACAGGGUGUGAGGGAAUGGAUGACAUACAGGGUGUGAGGGAAUGGAUGACAUACAGGGUGUGAGGGAUAACAUACAGGGUGUGAGGGAAUGGAUGACAUACAGUGUGUGAGGGAAUGGAUGACAUACAGGGUGUGAGGGAAUGGAUAACAUACAGGGUGUGAGGGAUAACAUACAGGGUGUGAGGGAAUGGAUGACAUACAGGGUGUGAGGGAAUGGAUAACAUGCAGGGUGUGAGGGAUAACAUACAGGGUGUGAGGGAAUGGAUGACAUACAGGGUGUGAGGGAUAACAUACAGGGUGUGAGGGAAUGGAUGACAUAGAGGGUGUGAGGGAAUGGAUGACAUACAGAGUGUGAGGGAUAACAUACAGGGUGUGAGGGAAUGGAUGACAUACAGGGUGUGAGGGAAUGGAUGACAUACAGGGUGUGAGGGAAUGGAUGACAUACAGGGUGUGAGGGAAUGGAUAACAUACAGGGUGUGAGGGAUAACACACAGGGUGUGAGGGAUAACAUACAGGGUGUGAGGGAUAACAUACAGGGUGUGAGGGAAUGGAUGACAUACAGGGUGUUAGGGAUAACAUACAGGGUGUGAGGGAAUGGAUGACAUAGAGGGUGUGAGGGAAUGGAUGACAUACAGAGUGAGGGAUAACACACAGGGUGUGAGGGAAUGGAUGACAUACAGGGUGUGAGGGAAUGGAUGACAUACAGGGUGUGAGGGAAUGGAUAACAUACAGGGUGUGAGGGAAUGGAUGACAUACAGGGUGUGAGGGAAUGGAUGACAUACAGGGUGUGAGGGAUAACAUACAGGGUGUGAGGGAUAACAUACAGGGUGUGAGGGAAUGGAUGACAUACAGUGUGUGAGGGAAUGGAUGACAUACAGGGUGUGAGGGAAUGGAUAACAUACAGGGUGUGAGGGAUAACAUACAGGGUGUGAGGGAAUGGAUGACAUACAGGGUGUGAGGGAAUGGAUAACAUGCAGGGUGUGAGGGAUAACAUACAGGGUGUGAGGGAAUGGAUGACAUACAGGGUGUGAGGGAUAACAUACAGGGUGUGAGGGAAUGGAUGACAUAGAGGGUGUGAGGGAAUGGAUGACAUACAGAGUGUGAGGGAUAACAUACAGGGUGUGAGGGAAUGGAUGACAUACAGGGUGUGAGGGAAUGGAUGACAUACAGGGUGUGAGGGAAUGGAUGACAUACAGGGUGUGAGGGAAUGGAUAACAUGCAGGGUGUGAGGGAUAACAUACAGAGUGUGAGGGAAUGGAUAACAUACAGGGUGUGAGGGAAUGGAUAACAUACAGGGUGUGAGGGAUAACAUACAGGGUGUGAGGGAAUGGAUAACAUACAGGGUGUGAGGGAAUGGAUGACAUACAGGGUGUGAGGGAAUGGAUGACAUACAGGGUGUGAAGGAAUGGAUGACAUACAGGGUGUGAGGGAAUGGAUAACAUGCAGGCGCGAUAUCAGGAGGAGUCUGUUGUUAGGGGUAAGAUCUUGUAAGGAGGGAUGUCAGGAGGAGUCUGUUGUUAUGGGUAAGAUCUGGUAAGGAGGGAUGUCAGGAGGAGUCUGUUGUUAUGGGUAAGAUCUUGUAAGGAGGGAUGUCAGGAGGAGUCUGUUGUUAGGGGUAAGAUCUGGUAAGGAGGGAUGUCAGGAGGGGUCUGUUGUUAGGGGUAAGAUCUGGUAAGGAGAGAUGUCAGGAGGGCUCUGUUGUUAGGGGUAAGAUCUGGUAAGGAGAGAUGUCAGGAGGGCUCUGUUGUUAGGGGUAAGAUCUGGUAAGGAGAGAUGUCAGGAGGGGUCUGUUGUUAUGGGUAAGAUCUGGUAGGGAGGGAUGUCAGGAGGGGUCUGUUGUUAGGGGUAGGAUCUGGUAGGGAGGGAUGUCAGGAGGGGUCUGUUGUUAUGGGUAAGAUCUGGUAAGGAAGGAUGUCAGGAGGAGUCUGUUGUUAGGGAUAAGAUCUGGUAGGGAGGGAUGUCAGGAGGGGUCUGUUGUUAUGGGUAAGAUCUGGCAGGGAGGGAUGUCAGGAGGAGUCUGUUGUUAUGGGUAAGAUCUGGUAGGGAGGGAUGUCAGGAGGGGUCUGUUGUUAUGGGUAAGAUCUGGUAGGGAGGGAUGUCAGGAGGAGUCUGUUGUUAUGGGUAAGAUCUGGUAAGGAGAGAUGUCAGGAGGGGGCUGUUGUUAUGGGUAAGAUCUGGUAGGAAGGGAUGUCAGGAGGGGUCUGUUGUUAUGGGUAAGAUCUGGUAAGGAGAGAUGUCAGGAGGGGUCUGUUGUUAUGGGUAAGAUCUGGUAGGGAGGGAUGUCAGGAGGGGUCUGUUGUUAGGGGUAAGAUCUGGUAGGGAGGGAUGUCAGGAGGAGUCUGUUGUUAGGGGUAAGAUCUGGUAAGGAGGGAUGUCAGGAGGAGUCUGUUGUUAUGGGUAAUAUCUGGUAAGGAGGGAUGUCAGGAGGAGUCUGUUGUUAGGGGUAAGAUCUGGUAAGGAGAGAUGUCAGGAGGGCUCUGUUGUUAGGGGUAAGAUCUGGUAAGGAGAGAUGUCAGGAGGGGUCUGUUGUUAUGGGUAAGAUCUGGUAGGGAGGGAUGUCAGGAGGGGUCUGUUGUUAUGAGUAAGAUCUGGUAGGGAGGGAUGUCAGGAGGAGUAUGUUGUUUUGGGUAAGAUCUGAUAAGGAGAGAUGUCAGGAGGGGUCUGUUGUUAUGGGUAAGAUCUUGUAAGGAGGGAUGUCAGGAGGGCUCUGUUGUUAUGGGUAAGAUCUGGUAAGGAGGGAUGUCAGGAGGGGUCUGUUGUUAUGGGUAAGAUCUGGUAAGGAGAGAUGUCAGGAGGGCUCUGUUGUUAUGGGUAAGAUCUGGUAAGGAGGUAUGUCAGGAGGGCUCUGUUGUUAUGGGUAAGAUCUGGUAAGGAGGGAUGUCAGGAGGGGUCUGUUGUUAUGGGUAAGAUCUGGUAGGAAGGGAUGUCAGGAGGGGUCUGUUGUUAUGGGUAAGAUCUGGUAGGGAGGGAUGUCAGGAGGGGUCUGUUGUUAUGGGUAAGAUCUGGUAAGGAGGGAUGUCAGGAGGGGUCUGUUGUUAUGGGUAAGAUCUGAUAGGGAGGAAGGGUAUGAAAAAGGGAUGCAAAUAGAAUGAAGGAACUUGGGAGACCAGGAAAAUUGGGUAAGUGUAAGUUUUGUGAUGGUGAGAUUGUGUAAAUACUGGAAACUUUGUUUGGAUGUUCACUGUAUCAUUGAGUGCUGUAAUGAGGAUGUUCACUGUACCUAUCAUUGAGUGCUGUAAUGAGGAUGUUCACUGUAUCGUUGAGUGCUGUAAUGAGGAUGUUCACUGUACCUAUCAUUGAGUGCUGUAAUGAGGAUGUUCACUGUAUCGUUGAGUGCUGUAAUGAGGAUGUUCACUGUACCUAUCAUUGAGUGCUGUAAUUAGGAUGUUCACUGUACCUAUCAUUGAGUGCUGUAAUGAAGAUGUUCACUGUACCUAUCAUUGAGUGCUGUAAUGAGGAUGUUCACUGUACCUAUCAUUGAGUGCUGUAAUGAGGAUACAGUGCUAUUUGAUAUGUGAUAGUAGGUGACAGAUGCUGCAAUAUGGUUUUUUUAUUCUGUGUUAAUAUGCUGAUAAAAGUGACUUGUGUUAACAGAUAGAAAAUGCAACUGAUCAUUUAUAUAGGUACAAAUGUGUUCUCCGUUUUAUUGUGAACAUUCUCAAACUGUUACAACAAACAUCCCCCACUUAAACAAUAGGGUUUGUGUAAUACAUAUUAGUAUUAUACGUCCUUGUUACUAUAUAUGCAAUUUUUAUAAGUGAAUAUAGCAUAUGAUAUUGAGAUGUAUUGUUUCCUUCAUAGCCCCACUUCAUUUAUUGGGGGAAAUUAUUGAGUCUUUAUUUCAAUCUCACACAUUUAAAGUUGAUUUGUAAGUCCGCUAAAACAAAGUCUGUAAUGGUAAUCUACUGUAGAACCAAGCUGAAAUUUCUUAAUGAGUUUCUCAAUACCCAGAUAUAGUAGAAUCAAACACUCCUCAUAGAUUGAAAGCUCUUGUUGCUUAACAAUUACAUGUAACCAAAAUUGUGAAUACCCAGGGUAUCUAAAGAAUCAUCUUUAAUGGGCUUUGUGUUUUGCCAGAAGUGCCUAGGGUAGCAUUAUAUAUAUAUAUAUAUACAUGAGUGAUAUUACAGGUCAAAUACGUAAGAAAUUACAUCUUCACAAGUUUCAUCAGACCUUAGUACUGUUAUUUGGCAGGGAGGUGUCUGGGAUUGAAUGGUAUUAAUUCACCUCUUAUAAAUGAUCUUUACUUGUUUUCAAGGUCACUUUUGGGGUUAAAUAUGUUAAAUCUUAUUUUUCAAUCUUUUGAAUCUGAAGUUUCAUAAGAAACAAGAAUGAUGUGCUAGUUAGCACAUGGGAUGGAGUGCUUUAAAUUUUUCUCAUAUAAAGUACUUUGACCUAUUCUCAAGAUCAUAAGAGGUCAAUUACCUUUAUUCUAGAAUCUUUUUCUCAAGGACUAGCAGACCAAGAGUCCUGAUAUUAUGACAGCAGAAACAAGUUUCCACAUAUUAAACACCUUGACCUACAGAAUGUAUUUUGAAGGCCACAAUGGUCAAAUAUGGUACAAAUUAUGUAGAUGUACAACUUUAAGUUCCUGUUUACAGAUAUUCUACUUCUAUAACAUUUUUGCAAAAUAUAAUAUCCAGUGUUAUAUUUCAUUACAUGCUUUGCAAAAUGAUUAAUUUAUCUUGAUGUCAGCCUUAAAUCCAAGUCACAUGCUAUUGUACACAUGGUUACGGUGAGUGAGUUGGUAACAUUUUCUGUACAAGAGAGAUUAUAUUAUGUUUGAAAUAAAUAUUGUAGCAUUUAUAUACAUGUAGAAAGAAUGUUUUAUGUCGGCAAUAUAAAUUGCAAAAGUGGAAGAAAAAACUAUAUGGAUGUAUUUGAGUUAGAUGUGUGUUAUUACGGAAAUUGGAAGUUAUUGUGGAAAAUAUUGAUCAUUUCAUUGUAUCUUAUACCAAAUGAGACACUGACCGUAUAAUAACAUUGUAUCUUAUACCAAAUGAGACAUUGACCGUAUAAUAAGUACAUGUUAAGUCUACUGAUCGUGAACUCUUAUGCAACUAAUGAGUAUGUCAGAUGAGAUUUAGUUUGGUGUAUGUCAGAUGAGAUUUAGUUUGGUGUAUGUCAGAUGAGAUUUAGUUUGGUGUAUGUUAGAUGUUUUGGAAAUGUAAUAUAACUCAGACAUUACUCUGAAAGUGAUACCAGUAAUUACUUUAUCACCAAGAUGUGAUGUCAUCACUGUGACAUCAUCUCCCUGAAAGUGAUAGUGGUAAUUAUAUAAUUACUUCAUAAUUGGGAUGUGACGUCAUGGAUCUUACUAUGAAACCGGUAAUUACUUAAUCACUGAGAUGUGCCAACAUCGCCCUGAAAGUGAUGGUGGUAAUUGCUUCCUUAUUUAUCAUGAGAUGUGAUGAUAUCGCUCGGAAAUUGAUGCUCUUAAUGUAAUUACUUGGUCAUUGAGAUAUGACGUCAUUUCUCUAUGAAACCGGUAAUUACGCCAUCAUUGAGGUGUGACGACCCUGCAUUAUAUUUGUUAUAAUCAAUUCAGGCUUGACUUCUAUCUCACCUGAAGGAAGGAUAAGUCUAACGUAAUUUAACUAAGAUUGUACAUUAAAACAUUUCUCCAUGCAUUGUGUGAUAUGGUAUGAUUACCACAACAGAAUGUAUGCUUAGAGAUGGACCACCAUUUGAUGUUAGUGUAGGGUUUGUAUCAUGUGGAUAUUUUUAUAUGCAGGAGAGCUUGCUCUUAAUCACGUAUUUAAUUGCAAUUUGUAUCAUUUACUUCAAUUCAUAACAUGGUAUAGCCUGAAUCAUUGAUGAAAGUCGGUGAAGAUUGGAAUAAAGAAAUCAAAUCACA
Messenger RNA from Pecten maximus, 9886 nucleotides. RefSeq names its product serine/threonine-protein kinase BRSK2-like. Gene Ontology annotation, cellular component: cytoplasm. The record is from RefSeq and is a predicted model, not a curated record. The transcript has 20 exons. The coding region runs from base 372 to 2453 and encodes 693 amino acids. Gene Ontology annotation, molecular function: ATP binding; tau-protein kinase activity; protein serine/threonine kinase activity. Lineage: Eukaryota; Metazoa; Mollusca; Bivalvia; Pectinida; Pectinidae. Gene Ontology annotation, biological process: intracellular signal transduction; microtubule cytoskeleton organization; protein phosphorylation.